This is a messenger RNA of Pieris rapae (cabbage white), 2336 nucleotides long. RefSeq names its product receptor-type tyrosine-protein phosphatase kappa (gene Ptp36E). Gene Ontology annotation, biological process: protein dephosphorylation. The coding region runs from base 218 to 2284 and encodes 688 amino acids. The record is from RefSeq and is a predicted model, not a curated record. Lineage: Eukaryota; Metazoa; Arthropoda; Insecta; Lepidoptera; Pieridae. Gene Ontology annotation, molecular function: protein tyrosine phosphatase activity. The transcript is spliced from 17 exons.
CGACUUCGAGCUGUGUACACGCGUUCUCAUUGCACAGCUCUAGCCAUUUUCACGCCACUUCUCUUUUAUCAUUACACUUUUGAUAGUGAUUAGUGUUAACUCUAGUACCGUGGCGGACUUCACCAGUUGAAAUUAGUGGGAACCAUGAUUAUUUGAUAGGCGCUCAUAGUGUACCGUAUAGUGCAGUGCUAGUGAUGUGUAUGUGAAGUUAGCAACCAUGUCUUCUAGAACGGGCCAACGUGGCCCAUCGUUGUCAACGAGCCAACGCAAGCAUAGGUCCAGAUCAGCACCGCGAUAUGACCUCGAGAAGAAACCGAAGAAGAAGGAAGCCUCGGGCACUAGUAGUCUGGUCUCCAUUCCCAAUAGCAUUAAGUUGACUAUGCUCAAUAGCGGCCUUAUUUCCUUCGACCGAGUGACCUUUAAGCCUGAGACUGAUGAAAAUGGCUCCGUGUCCGAGACGAUACCAGACAAGCCCGUGGAGCUGAAGAAUUUUCCGAAGCUGUGUGAGCAACGGCGCAAGUUCCAAGUCCUCUACAAGCUUGAGUUUCAGACGGCGACCAAGGUGGAGACACACGCUUGCCGACAUGCAACCAAAAAGACUAAUUUACACAAAAACCAGAACCAAAAAGUCAUUCCUUACGACUACAACCGAGUGGUGCUACAAACGGUAGAUCGCGAGCCAGAUUCCGACUACAUUAACGCUUCCUAUAUAGAUAGUAUAUUAAAACCAAACGCAUACAUAGUGACUCAGGGGCCAACAGAAGAGACGGUGGUGUCGUUUUGGCGAAUGAUUUGGCAAGAACGAGCCGCCGCCAUUGUUAUGCUUACCAAGACUUUUGACUUCAUUAAGGUCAUGUGUGUCCAGUAUUGGCCGGCCAGCAAAGACAAGGACGAAACCUAUGGCGACAUAAGUGUUGGAAUAGUUCAAGAAGAGGAAUUAGCUAAUUUUCACAUACGAACCUUUCGCCUUUAUAAAACUGAGAAAAAUGUGGUGAUAGAAGAGCGUUUUUUACUUCAAUUUCAUUAUACGCAGUGGCAUUCGCAUACAUGCCCAUUCGGUAAUGCCCUAUUGGAGUUUCGAAGGAGAGUCAGGGCCGUGGUUGGAAGAAGAUUAGCAUCCAGCACUGCAACGGGACCAAUGGUAGUACACUGCAAUGACGGUGGUGGUCGUUCAGGAGUAUACCUAGCUGUGGAUGCAAAUUUGGAAUUGGCUGAAGAAGAAGACUGUUUUGACGUCUUUGGCUUCUUAAAAAAGCUACGUCAAUCUAGAAAAGGACUUAUUGAAAAUGAGGAACAAUACAAAUUCGUGUACGACACACUGGAAGAACACGUGGUCUGCGGCGUGAGCUGGUUUCCCGUAUCGGAGUUGUCUCAGCGGCUGAAGCAAAAGUCUCAGAGAGAUCCCUCGACGAAGCUCAAUGAAUAUCAGAAAGAAUACCAACAAAUCUGUAAGCAAACACCAAGAUUCACGAUCGGUGAUUGCGCAGGUGGUCAUAGGGGAGAUAACAGAGAGAAGAACAGAGACGUUCUUGUUGUACCACCUGACAACUUUCGACCAUAUUUGACAUCGUUUCAAGGCAACAGCUUCACCGAUUACAUAAAUGCGGUUUUUGUAGACGGUUACACAAAACCUCGUGAAUACAUAGUGACUGAGUGGCCAUUAAUACGAACUCAAGGCGAGUUCUGGUCCCUCGUGUACGACUACGAGUGUGCAGCCGUUGUUGUUCUCUGUGUUCCUCCCAAAAACUCUCAACAGUAUCCUCCUUUCUGGCCUGAAGGACGACAUUCUAAGAAAUAUGGACCCGUCUUCACUAUCGAUCACGUCUCACACAACCAUUACACUAAUAUAAAAACUUGGAUAUUUAGAAUUAACAAGAAGAUCGUUUCACUAACAGAACUAAUGGCGGGUGUAAAAGCUCCCCCUAAAACAGUACAGCUGUUCCAGCUCACCUGCUGGCCAAUGGGCCACAAGGUCCCAUCUUCAACCAAUUCACUCGUGGAACUUAUGAACAUGGUUGAACGCUGGAGACAGAGGACUGACUAUGGGCCUGUCUGCGUUGUCUCGCCUGAUGGUCGAAGUCGAGCCGGCGUGUAUUGUGCAGCCAACGCUUGCAUAGAACAAGUCAUCCAACACGGUGAGGUGGACGUGUUUCAAGCCGUCAAGACUGUACGCCGACAUCGACCUCAGCUCGUCGAGAAUAUGACGGAAUAUAAAUAUUGCUACGACCUAGUUUUACACUACGUACUACACUAUUUAAAUAAAGAUAUGAAUGAGAAGAAGUGAGAGUGCGAGCUCAAAGACGAGCUCUGGUUCAUAGAGUUCGGGCGGGGACCUG